CAGAUCUCGCAGCUUCUCGGCCCUUGCCGACCCGCACGGGUCAGCACUCCGUCCUGAGGUGCCAUGGGCAAGAUGGGCAAGCGUCCAGCUGCCAAGGUGAGCCACUCACGCAAGAAGACCAUCAAGACGAAGGCCAAGGUCAACAAGACCUCCAAGGCUAUGAAGAAAACGUCGAUGCCGAUGCCCAUGAAAGCAAUGAAAGCCAUGAAGGCUGCGACAGCCAUGAAGGCUAUGAAAGUCAUGAAAGCAGUCAAGACACAGGUCAAGCGCUCAAGUUCUUCCUCGACUUCGAAGGCAAUGAAGGCAAUGAAGGCCUCCAAGGCAAUGAAGGCCAUGAAGGCCAUGAAGGCAGCUGGCGCAGCCAAAAAGAAGAAGGGCAACCCCAAGGUAGCUGUGGGUCGCUGGGCCAAGUGGCGCGUUUAUGUUGGAUGGAAAGAGAAGACCGUGGGCCGAUUGAAGAAGCAUAAUUUGAAGACCAACAGACGCGGUCGAGUGGUGUACAAGAAAAUGUCGGAUCAAGCGAAAGAGCGCAUGAAGAAUUCCAAGAUUUCGACCUGGUACCAGAGCGUGAAGGAAGCACGUCAGGUCUUGAAGCUGGUGGGUUUUGUCCCCGUUGGAGGCAAAACUGCGGCUGGUCAGGCCCUUCUGAAACAGACUAAGAUGAUCUACUAUGAACGCGUCUACAACAUCAGCCAGAAGGCCACCAAAGCCAUGCUGCAGAUGAUGCACAGCCCCAGCCCCUCCCCCACCAGUCCGACCAUGGCGGCACCACCGGUCUCACCCGAACUGGUGGAACUUACCUCCCAGCCUGGGACGGCCGAAGGACGAAGGGCAGUGCUCUCCAGCCCCGAACUUGUGGAGCUUACCUCCCAGCCGGGGUCGGCCGAAGGCCCCAUGGCUGCCAUGCUUUCCAGCCCUGAAGCUGAGAAGGUCUCCAAGGGAGAGGUGGAGGGCCGUCAGCGCAAGGAUGAUGUGCUGGUGCUGGGUGGACAAGAAGCGGCUUGAGGGUCUUAAAAUGAGGAGUAUUUGAGGAUUGACUCUAUACAUUGAUUGAUUUGCGACGUUCCCUGCACAAUUCGUGGCCACGUGCAGCAGAGUGGCGCACGGUUGCUCGACUUUUUCAUGACUAAGGAUUUCUUGACUGUAGCUUGGUACAGUGAGCCAUGGCCCCUGAACACAUGUUUGUUUCAGCUACCGGCGCUGUUAACGGACCCGUAGGUUUUGCUGUUUUUCUGCUGUCGCAUUGCCCGUC
Molecule: messenger RNA, 1252 nt
Organism: Cladocopium goreaui
Lineage: Eukaryota; Dinophyceae; Suessiales; Symbiodiniaceae
Source: the annotation of a GenBank genome assembly